This is a messenger RNA of Cryptomeria japonica (Japanese cedar), 4400 nucleotides long. Its product is annotated as pentatricopeptide repeat-containing protein At2g22070-like. Gene Ontology annotation, biological process: RNA modification. Lineage: Eukaryota; Viridiplantae; Streptophyta; Pinopsida; Cupressales; Cupressaceae. Gene Ontology annotation, molecular function: RNA binding; protein binding; zinc ion binding. Bases 78 to 2405 code for a protein of 775 amino acids. The transcript has a single exon. The record is from RefSeq and is a predicted model, not a curated record.
UUUCAUUGUCACGGAGGGAAAACCAGAAUGAAUAACAAUCUGUUGAUUUCUUAUUCAGUUAUAAUCAUACAUUGCCAAUGCCAUACAUGGCCAAUCUCAAUCUCAAUCUCACGGCCUUAUGCAAAGGGGGUCGGCUGAAAGAGGCGCUACACAUCCUCCUUACCACACAUAACCCGCCUGUAGAAUGUUGUACAUAUCUUCAACUAUUGGAGGCUUGCGUUUCCAAGAAAUCCCUUUCAGAGGGUAAGCAAAUCCACUCCCACAUCACCCAUAUGGGAUUUGGUUUUGCUACAGCUACAUUUUUUCAAAACAAGCUUAUCAACAUGUAUGUCAAGUGCGGUAGCUUGGUGAAUGCUCGCAGAGUGUUUGACGACAUAACUGAACGAGAUGUCAUUUCAUGGAAUAUCAUAAUUGCAGGUAACAGAAGAUUUGGUUAUCCUCACGAGGCAUUGAUCUUGUUUCAUCAAAUGCAACGAACGGGCGUCCAACCCGAUCAUUUUACCUUUUCCAGUAUACUCCCAGUCUCUGCCAAAUUAAGAGCUUUGGAAGAGGGCAUGGACAUCCACCAGAGCAUAAUGGAAAGAGGGAUUUUAUCAGAUGUUGUUAUAAAUGCCCUGGUUGAUAUGUAUGCGAAAUGUGGAAGAAUACGCGAAGCACGUGAACUGUUUGACAAAAUGCCUCAAAAGAAUAUGGUCUUAUCGACUGCAAUGAUUGUUGGUUAUACACAAAAUGGCGAGCUUGGGGAAGCAUUAAGGCUUUUCAAAGAAAUGCCGCAAAGAGAUGCGGUCUCGUGGAAUGCGAUGAUUGCGGGAUAUGCGCAAAAUGGGUUUGUUGAUAUGGCUUUAGAAAUUUUGAAGCAAAUGCAAUUGGCAGGAGUGAGGCCAGACUCCACAACCUUUGCCAGCAUCCUCCCAGCCUGUGGCAAAAUAGGAGUUUUGAAACAGGGCAUGAACAUUCAUCAAAGUAUAAUUGAAGGCGGUUUUUUGUCAGAUGUGGUAGUUGCAAAUGCCCUGGUAGAUAUGUAUGCAAAAUGUGGAAGCAUGCACAUGGCACGUGAACUUUUUGACAAAAUGCCUCAAAGAGAUGUGGUUUCCUGGACUGCAAUCAUUGCGGGUUAUGGACAAAUUGGCGAUCUUGACGAGGCUUUAAGGCUUUUCAGAGAAAUGCCUCAAAGAAAUGUGAUCUCGUGGAAUACAAUAAUUGCAGGAUAUACACAAAAUGGGUUUGUUGAGAAGGCGUUGGAAACUUACAAGGAAAUGCAGUUGGCAGGUGUAAAGCCAAUCUCCACGACCUUUGUGAGCAUCCUGCCAGCCUGUGCCAAAAUGGGAGCUUUAGAACAGGGUAUACACAUCCAUCAAACUGUAAUUGAAAGUGGAUUUUUGUCGGAUGUUGUAGUUGCAAGUUCCCUAGUAGACAUGUAUGCAAAGUGUGGAAGCAUACUCACAGCAUACAAAUUGUUUGACAAAAUGCCUCAAAAAGAUGUGGUCUCAUGGAAUGCAAUAAUUGUAGGUUAUGCACAAAAUGGAUUUUCCAAAGGUGCUAUCAAACUCUUUGAACUAAUGAAGUACUCUGGAACAAACCCCGACCAUGUGAGCUUCUUUUGCGUUUUAUUAGCAUGCAUCCAUGCAGGUUUGGUGGAUGAGGGCUGUAAAUACUUCAAUGCCAUGAGUGACUCUUAUUGCAUCAUGCCUACAUUUGAUCAUUAUGUGUGCAUGGUUGACCUUCUUGGCCGUGCUGGCUAUCUUGAUGAAACUCUGAACUUUAUUAUUAAAAUGCCUAUAAAGCCUAUGGUGGUUGUGUGGACGUCUUUGCUUGGUGCCUGUAGAUCACAUAAGAAUAUAAAGUUAGGAGUUUUUACAGCAAAUCUUAUAUUUGAGCUGGAUUCUAAAUAUGCUGCGACUUAUGUUCUUCUAGCAAACAUCUAUGCAGAAAUGGGCAGGUGGAGUGAGGUUCUAAUGGUAAGACAGUUAAUGAAAGAUAGAGGAAUUAAAAAGAUACCUGGAUGUAGUUGGAUAGAAGACCAGAAAAUGGUACAUGCUUUUUGUGUGGGAGACAGAUCACACCCACAGACACAGGAGAUAUAUGGAAAGUUGGAUGAAUUGUCUUGGGAGAUGAAGGCAGCAGGAUAUUUUCCAAAUCCAAGACAUGUACUGAAUGAUGUGGAAGAGGAGGAAAAAGAACUAUUUCUCUGCCACCAUAGUGAGAAAUUGGCAAUCGCUUUUGGUUUGUUAAACACGCCCCCUGGAACAACCAUUAGAGUCGUGAAGAAUCUUCGAGUAUGUACUGACUGUCACACUGCAACCAAGUUUAUCUCCAAGAUUGUUGCAAGACAAAUUGUUGUGAGGGAUGCGAAUCGGUACCAUCAUUUCAAACAAGGGCAAUGUUCUUGUGGAGAUUAUUGGUGACUCAGAGAAGGAAUUUGUAAACAUAAGGAUCCUAUUGAUUCUAUUUCCAUUUUCCAUAAUGUGUUAUUUGCUGUGCUUGGAGAUCCAGAACAUGCUGUUAACUCCAUAAAAUCAUAUUUAGAGUGUGCAAUGUGCACAACUGCCUAUAUUAUCCGAAGAAUAUUUGUCAAAGCUCGGUUUUAUGAUAUUUAGCCGAUAGGCUACUUAUAGCGUGAGGUUUCAGUCGAAGCCUGUCUCACGGGGUAAAACCAAUUUUCUAUCUGGUAAGCUGUGCCGAAAAACAAGCUUCAGAUGCUCAGAAAAUCUACCAAAGAACUUUCAGAGGUCACAAAAAUCUUUCCAGUUGUGAAUCGUGAUCGAUCAGAUUGUUAUCUUUUUAAUAUCAAUGGAUUUGAUUCAUCGAUGGCUACCAUUUAUUGCCUCCGACUCACAAAUCUAAAUCAAUCGAUGUUGAAUUCGUCACCACCACAUAUUUAGUCUAAGACAACCUCUGGUCAUACACAUCUAGAACUUACCCAAUUUCUCCUCAUUCUUGGGAAUCACUUCUUGUUUUGGGGGAAUACCCAAUCAUGGGAGCCAGCUUCAGCUUAAAUAACAAAGCCAAGAUUGGAGGAUUGAAGUUCUGUGACUACACUUCCAUCCAUGCUCCAUUAGAGCCCUCACUGUCUAGUUCUUCCCCAGCAGUCCAAUGGUACUCUACACCUCGUAUUUCUGCGCAGUGUAUCGAAUGAUGGCCCUAUAUUCUGUAAACAAAAAACCAUUUUUCAGCUAACUUACAUGAUAUGAAUUCAAUCAAGCGUUUAAUGAAUAAUGGGUAGACAAAAUUUGACUGAAAAGGAUGAGAUGAGAGUUCUGUCCUAAAACGCAGUCAUCUACUCAAAUGAUUGCACAAAACUCACAAUAAUGGUUUCAAUACCCUGGUAUUAUAUUUAGGCAUGGAAAUGGAUUAGCGUAGAAAUUUGUGUUACCUACGUAGGCGGGUUUCUUAUGCUUGCAUUUGCUCAUGUCAAUGAGGUGAGUUCGUGAGGGAGUUGCUUCUUGAGAACUCUGGCGAUAGCAGGGGAGGCAAGCAGCCCAUAAAGCUCCAGUACAGUGGCCGCCAUUGUUCCGAAUCAAGCUUUGAAAGCCCGAGAUCUGUAGGUCUCAUUUGCAUUUACUGUUCAAGCAACCGCUAGAGGGACACUGGUUUUGGAUCAUCUCAUUUCUUUAAAAAAAAUUCUGUGGUCAAUUUCCAUUAUAUUUUUCCUCCAAACUAUACCAAUUUUUCUUAUCGGGAUCGUUGAAAGAACGACGUAUUGGUGCGUAAUCUUGAGGUAAGUUGUUUUCCAUGGUGUCAGUGAUUUUUGUUUUGGGUAUCGAUACCCGACAUGUGAUCUUUGUAUUUACAGAUCAUUUCAUACCCACUUUAAUAUUUUGUUGAUACUUUAUAGAGAUUAUUUUUGUGUCUUCUUGUUGCUGCCGCUGUUGAUUUGGUAAAAUUUCAGAGUGUUGAAAUGAACUCAUCGUUCCCAUUUAAGAGGCAUAACCAUGUGUGUCCUGUGGAAAUAAGAUUUAGAAACAACAAAUGUAACUGAUUUGCCCAUUUGGUGAAUUAAGUUACCAUUCAGCAGGGGCAGUGCAGCAUCUGUGCUUCCACAGGGCAUGAUUUUGGAGUCAUUCUUGAAAGUCCAUCAAUCAUUUUCAGAUAUAAAUAGACUUGUGCUAAAAACAGAAAAAGAGAGUUGUUGAUUAUGUUGAAUGAGAAUAGCUGAUGGUAAAUUCUUGUAUGAGUUAGCAGAAUGAAAUUUGGAAUUGCAGAUGGAUUCCAGAUAUUACAGAGACAAACCAUGGCAUGUAACCUUACAGAUAUUUUGUGUUUGGAAUUCGUUUCUUCAUUUGGUGAUUUAAGGGAAACCUUUAACAAAGGUAGCAGAGCCUCCUCUCUCUACUUUUUACUCUGUUAUUGGAUGUGUUUUGUCGUUGUGAUGAAUAGAUUGUAUCAUGUUUCUUCUGUUA